Nymphaea colorata (pocket water lily) is the source of this 1540-nucleotide messenger RNA. RefSeq names its product F-box protein At5g49610-like. Bases 63 to 1262 code for a protein of 399 amino acids. The transcript has a single exon. NCBI's taxonomy places the organism in Eukaryota, Viridiplantae, Streptophyta, Magnoliopsida, Nymphaeales, Nymphaeaceae. The record is from RefSeq and is a predicted model, not a curated record. Gene Ontology annotation, molecular function: protein binding.
AACGUAUGCCAUGCCUGAGUUGAAUUCCUCCCGGAAGGGGGAGAGAGAAAGAGAGGGAGCCAAUGUCCGCCAUCAUCCCCGUCCUCCCAGAAGAUGUCAUCUUCUAUGGCGUCCUCACUCGCUUGCCGGUGAAAUCUCUCCUUCGGUUCAGGAGCGUCUGCAGAAGGUGGCGGGCCCUCAUCGGUUCCGAUGCCUUCGUCCGCCUGCACCUCAGCCGAGCCAUCGAGGGCAAGCCCCAACUAUUUUAUUCGGACGGCGGCAGCAUGUAUUGCGUCGAAGGCGAGGCGGUGGUGGUGGAGAGGCCGCUGCUUCCUGAUCCUUCCUCGGCAUCGUCGGAAAUUCGUUCCUCUCUUCACGGCCUCCUCUGCGUAGAAACCGCUUCUGUUGAAGGGGAAGGUGGAAGAUGCCACCACCAUGUCGUGAACCCGGCGACCCACGAGAUUUUUCGCCUCCCGGGGUCCUCUUCUAUCUCGGUCUCGAUCUGCCAGCUCCUCUUCGACCCCUCUCCCAAGUGGGGCGCGCAUAAGGUUCUCAUCGUCUCCCACCAAGGGUCGGCCCUUGACGCGAAGAUAUUCACUUUGGGCGUUGAUCGAUCAUGGAGAAGCCUCGAGGGCGCUGUUCCUGCUGCAGCAUGUUGCUCUUCCACAGUUUCCCUCCCUUGUGUUAAUGGUGCCAUCCAUUGGUUGGCGGAGAUUUUUAAGAUCGUUGAUGAAACCGCAGAUGGGUUGCAGCCUGAGAUACUUCCCACCGAUUUUGUGGCUCAGCGCUAUGGGUCGGAGUCGAUUGUCGCUUUCGAUAUCCGGGAAGAGGGAUUCCGGCAGUUGGCGUAUCCUAAUUGCUGCUAUGGGGGUGACUUCUGCGGUGGAAUGCAUGAUGUGUACUUGUUUGAGAUUGGUGGCUUUCUGUAUUUUCUCCAUUUUGACGUCUCUAAUGCCACCUUGGAUAUAUGGGUGCUGAAGGACUAUGCGGAGGAGAAGUGGAUCAGAGAAUACAGGAUUGAUUCAGAAUGCCUCCGCAAGGAGUUGCAUUUGGCGGAUCAUUUCUUGAGCAUAGAUGUUCUAGCUGCAUUUGACGACGAAAUCUUUAUGCAGGUUUCUGGGUCUUUUGGGGAGCAGGUGCCGGCUUUAACUUCCUACCACACUGUAUUGAGAAGGUUUAGCAAUAUAUCGGAAAACAGGAUCCCAGAUAUCAUAACUGUCGAUGGUACAUACGUCGAAAGCCUUCUCUCUUGUAAAGCAAUUGAGCAUCCGGAACAUGAAUGAGAAUCGAGAGGGAUUGUAAAUGUAUAAUUGGGCCAUUGUGAAUUGCCCAACUACUUUUCUUUUUCAUUUUGCUGUACAUUCAUAAACGCAGUAUGAAAUGUAAAAUUGUCUAGUCGUAUGUCCCCUUUUAACUAGUUUCUUCUUUCUGUACAUGUUUGAUUGUCCGGCUUAUGACGUUGGCUUCGUUCUGGUAUGCUGAAGAACUGUAAUUAUCUCUUGCAUCCAAUCUAUUGUUUGGUAGGUUCAGACUUUCUGUAUAUACACAGGUUGGUGAAUUU